Molecule: messenger RNA, 1262 nt
Organism: Ficedula albicollis (Collared flycatcher)
Lineage: Eukaryota; Metazoa; Chordata; Aves; Passeriformes; Muscicapidae
Gene: HINT3
Product: histidine triad nucleotide binding protein 3
Exons: 5
Molecular function (GO): catalytic activity
Source: RefSeq, a predicted model, not a curated record
GGGGGGGGCGGCCGCGAUGGCUACGACGGGAAGUGCGUGUUCUGCAGGAUCGCCCGCCGGGAGGAGCCGGGCACGGCGCUGCUGCCCUGCGAGGAUGAAGACCUUGUUUGCUUUAGAGAUAUAAAACCCGGUGCCCCCCACCACUACCUGGUGGUGCCCGUGAAGCACAUGGGAAACUGCAAAACGCUGAAGACAGAGCACAUACCGCUCGUGAAGAGAAUGAUGGAAGUUGGAAAAGCUGUUCUCCAGAAGAAUAAUUUUAAUGACUUGAAUGAUGUAAGAAUGGGUUUUCACUGGCCUCCGUUCUGCUCGAUAGCCCACUUGCACCUUCACGUCCUGGCCCCAGCCAGUCAGCUGGGGUUCCUUUCCAGGAUCUACUACAGAAUCAAUUCCUACUGGUUUAUCACGGCUGAACAACUGAUCGAGAGACUGCAAACUGAAAAUGCUGCCAGCUGAAAGCUUGUGUUGUCAGCCAGUUUGGUCUUUGAGCUCUGAUUUAAGGUUGCACAGUUUGAUGUUGCCAAUAAUAUCCCAGGAUAAAAAAAGCUUUAGUUCCUUAUGAGGAAGUACACACAGAAUUUGUAGCUGCUAAUCUAAUUCUUCCAUUUGGAUAUGUCAGUCUGUAUACUUCCCUGGCAAUGGCAUGAUUUAUUUUAGUUAUAAUUUUAUAUUUGUGUAGAUACAUACGUAGUACACACACACAUGCACACAGGCAGAGAACUCUUCCUAUUCAAAGGGAAAGUGUAGUAGCAGAAUGUAUUGCAACCAAGGCAACGAGUUACAACAGCAUAUGCAUGGUGCCAAAGAGAGUAUUUGUUGCAGAAUCAAACUUUCAUUUUCAAAGUCUAUUUUUCUGGGAUUGCAGGUAACAUUUCAAACAUUUUUUCCCAUCUGCAUUUGUAUGAUAUGUUACUUAUGCCUAGUGAUGAGUCGGUACAUUGCUGGAAGUACAGUACCUACUUUGUGGUGCUAAACUACUCCAAUGUUACCUGAUUUGUUUGCAUCACAGUGACACAUUAAACAUGAAUACGUGUCCAAAAUGUGAUAAUGCUGUAUAACAUAGAAUAUAGUUUAUGUGUAAAUAGACCUAAAGAUUUUUUUCUCUCUUACGUGCAAAAUGUUUGAAAUUAGUUACUGUAUGUUUACAAAGAAUGUGAAGAGUUCAGAAGAAUGGAUUUAGUAUACUGCUCUUCUGCAUGGCAGUAGAUAGAAAAGUCCAGAUUUUCUGAUCUUACUCUCACUGGAAGUCCCUUGCAGAUUAC